Messenger RNA from Salvia hispanica, 2343 nucleotides. Its product is annotated as receptor like protein 27-like. Gene Ontology annotation, molecular function: protein binding. Lineage: Eukaryota; Viridiplantae; Streptophyta; Magnoliopsida; Lamiales; Lamiaceae. The record is from RefSeq and is a predicted model, not a curated record.
AUGGCAAUUUCUUCGCUUCUGUUCUUCGUCUUGUUCAUAAUAUUUGUUGACGGCCAAUGCCUCGAUCAUCAAAAAAAGCUGUUACUUGACCUCAAGAGUGAAUUAUUGUUCAAUUCUUCUAUAUCUAGAAAGUUAGUGACAUGGAAUCAUACAUAUGAUUGCUGCGAAUGGGGCGGCGUUGAAUGCGAUGGUGCUGGCCGUGUUGUCAAUUUGUGCCUCAACGGCGAGCACAUAUCCGGUGGAUUUGGUGAGUCAUCGGCCCUUUUCCGGUUGACAUACUUGUCGGAGCUACGCCUCCGAUGGAAUGACUUCACCUUAAGUGAGAUUCCUAACCAAUUCCAUCGUCUCACAAAUCUGAGACACCUUGAUUUGUCGCGAUCCGGUUUCACGGGAUCAAUCCCCUCCACGAUUUUUAACAUAACAAGCCUAGUUUAUCUAGACCUGUCAGGAAACUCCCUCACUGGUUCACUUCCUUCUUUUCGUUUGUGCAGCAAACUCGAAAGCAUAGACCUUCGUGGGAAUUUUUUAACGGGAUCGCUUUCUCACUUGGAUUUUGGAAGUCUUGCGAAUCUUUCUUCUUUAUUGUUAGACCGAAACUCAUUGAACGGUAGCAUUCCUCACCAUCUCUUUCUCCUGUCUUCACUUAGUACUCUUACUCUAUCCAACAACCAAUUUAGUGGACAAAUUGAAGAAUUUCCCAUCGUAAACGACCUUCUUUGGUUAGAUUUGAGUGAUAAUAGGAUAAGUGGUCGUCUUCCUAUCUCGUUCUUCCGGUUUCAAAACAUUUCCGUUCUCUUGCUUUCUAACAACUUGUUCAACGGCACUUUUCAACUGCAAAUGAUUCAGACUCUUUCAAAGCUUACAGAAUUUUCUCUUUCUCACAACAACUUGUCAGUUGACACAACCAACUCAACCUCAAACUCCGAUGGAUCCCCCCAGUUUGUUACGUUGCACCUAGCAUCCUGCAAUCUGUAUGAGUUUCCAUAUCUCGUAAACCAAUCCUAUUUGAAAAAUUUGGACCUCUCGAACAAUCACAUUGGAGGGGAUAUUCCUGGUUGGAUUUGGGAAUCUGAAAAGAGCUAUUUGAACCUUUCUUUUAAUCUUUUGACAGGUCUGGAAAAGCCACACUACAUCCCUGCUUCUGUUAGUUACUAUAUUAUCUUGCUCUCAAACAAUAUGCUAACUGGAGCGAUUCCAACCUUCAUCUGCAAUGCAACUUCACUUAGUGUUCUCGACUUGUCUUUCAAUAACUUGAGUGGUAGCAUACCUCCUUGUGUAAUAAAGAAAAAUCUCGUGCGUAAAGUGCUCAAUCUAAAGGGAAACAAAAUCAGUGGUGUUAUCCCAGAUCAAUUUUCCAGUGAGUGUGGCCUACAAACCUUUGAUGUUAGUAACAACAACUUAGGCGGGAAGGUUCCUAUGUCUCUCGCAAAUUGUAAGGACUUACUGGUGAUGAAUGUUGGAAACAACAACCUUGAGGGUAGUUUCCCUUGCAUGCUACCGUUGAGCUUGCGCAUCCUUCUUUUGCGCUCCAACAGAUUCCAUGGUAACUUGAGAUGUAGUAUGAGUUGGCCGGAUCUUCAAAUUCUGGAUAUAUCUUCGAAUAAUUUCAGUGGGAAUGUGAGUCUACUAAACUUCUCGAGUUUGCGAGGCAUGAUGCUACAGAGUCCUACACAUCUCAGGCUCGACCGCUCAAAGUCUAAUUUUUUAGGUGUUGAUUACUUCCGAAAUGAGGUGACAUUAACUGUUAAAGGGAUUGAGGUGAACCUUGUGAAGAUUUGGCCUGACUUCACAUCCGUUGAUUUGUCUUCCAAUCGUUUCGAAGGAGAAAUACCAGAUGCAAUUGGCAAACUUAACUCACUCUAUCUUCUCAACUUAUCCCACAAUGCUUUCACCGGGGCCAUACCAAAAUCAUUUGGCGCCUUGACAGCGCUUGGGUCGCUCGACCUCUCUGCAAACCAGCUCAGAGGAAGCAUACCGUGGGAGCUCACGAAACUCACAUUCCUUUCAAUCGUGAAUGUAUCUUACAAUGAUCUAAUAGGGAUGAUCCCAACUGGCCGUCAGUUCCAAACAUUUUCAGAAGAAAUGUUCGAAGGAAACACAGGGUUGUGUGGUUUCCCACUCGACAGAAGUUGUAACAGCCCUCAUGAACCCAUUUCAACACCGUCAGAACCGAAAGAUGAGGAGACUGAGUGGGAAUAUGUGUUUGUUGAGUUUGGUUACGUUGUGGGAUUAGGAAGCAUGGGUUGGAUACUUUUAUGCCAAAGGAGCUUCAGAGAAAGAUACUAUGAGAAGAUAGAGGAGGUUGUUGACAAGAUAUUCUACGAGAGAGGAAGGAGAAGAUGA